Molecule: messenger RNA, 1328 nt
Organism: Camelina sativa (false flax)
Lineage: Eukaryota; Viridiplantae; Streptophyta; Magnoliopsida; Brassicales; Brassicaceae
Source: RefSeq, a predicted model, not a curated record
AGUCCAAAGAAUAGGCCAACAUACAUGCAAUAAAUGUUUUUUGUAAAAUACUAACUUGUAUGGAGCUAGCCCAAUAUUAGUUGGUGUAGAGCCUAUACAGCCAAUCAUACAACGCAAUAUUUUACAUUUUGUUUCUAUAUAAAUGAUCGAAACUAAUUCAUUCCAUACAAUACAAACUUGUCUCGUAUCGCUCACCCAUUACUCUUCUACAAGAGAGAAAUCUUCUUCCGCUGAGUAGCUAGCUCCAAUGGAGAAGAGUCUCCAACGAUGUGUUCUCCUUGUGACCUUGUCUCUCUUCUUCUUCAUCUCCAUUGCGGUUUCACUCUCGGUUCCUUUCGUUUUUUUUCACGGAAUCGGAGGUGGAUGCUCCGAUGAUCAAAUGAGAAACUUGACAAAGCUCCUUAACAAUUACUCCACUGGAUCUUGCGUUGAAAUAGGAAAUGGAAAGCAAGAUUCCGUAUUCAUGCCGCUUACGCAACAAGCGAGCAUAGCUUGUGAGAAAAUCAAACAGAUGCCAGAGCUGAGUGAUGGUUACAACAUUGUUGGAGUGUCUCAAGGAAACUUAGUCGCUAGAGGCCUAAUCGAGUUUUGCGACAAUGCUCCACCAGUCUUCAACUAUGUAUCUUUAGGAGGUCCUCACGCUGGCGUCGCCGCAAUCCCUGAGUGGUGUAAUGUGAGUUCUCUAUUUGUCUGUGUGUGUCAACCAUGCACAAUCACAUUCUUUUUUACGAUCACAAUCACAAUAACAACAACAAUGAGGUUUCUCUGUUUGCAGAACUGGUUUUGCAAGAUCCUGAAGGCAUUUUUUUCACAGGUCUACGACGACCACGUUCAAGGCUUUAUUGCUCCAAGUAAUUUUGUCAAAAUCCCUACUAAAAUAACAGAGUAUUUGGAACACUCCAAGUAUUUGCCAAAGCUCAACAACGAGAGACCUGGCGAGAAGAACUCCACUUACAAAGAACGUUUCACCAGCUUGCACAACUUGGUCCUCAUCAUGUUCGAGAAAGAUGAUGUAUUGAUUCCUAAAGAAAGUUCUUGGUUCGGAUAUUACCCGGAUGGAGAUAACACAACUAUUCUGCCUCCUCGAAAGACAAAGCUAUAUACUGAGGACUGGAUUGGUCUGAAAACGUUGGAUGCUGCUGGAAAAUUGAAGUUUGUUAGUCUCCCUGGCGCACACAUCCAAAUAACGGAUGAUGAAGUUGUGGAAUACGUUGUGCCUUAUCUCCAGAACGAGUAUACGUUAUCUUCUGAACACGAGGCAAUGUAGACAUUUGCAAAAUCUUGAACCCGUGAAUAAUAAAAAAGGCCUCGUCCUAAAAUAAAUAAAU